UCCUGUAUAGACGCAGGCAAACAUGUCGGUGGUGUGUUAACACCGGCGUGCCUUGUAAAAUCAGUUUUGGUUUGAAAGCUCGUUCUUUAGUUUUAGCUUCAUCCGCUAGCAGUUAAAAUGGUGCAAGAAUACCAGUCGCCCGUAAGGGUUUAUAAGUACCCUUUUGAGAUAGUCAUGGCGGUGAGUAGUUUAGCGUUUUCAUUCAUUUGGUGAAGUUUUCGAUGAAUCAUUCUCUCUUUUUAUUUACGCAAUCCGAUCACACUGAUUAUACUUAAUAGCUCUUUUAUCGAUACGAAGCUAAUGAAACUAGUAAUCUCACGUUCACUUGGUGAUUGCCUUCAAGUAGAAUUAAUUGUGUAAUAGUUGAGUCAGCGACCGGCGGCGCCUGGUUGUAAAUACGAUGCCUCUAAUUGUCCAACUGAUAAACCUUCACCGUUAGAGAAUCAAUUUCGCGGCUGUAAUCUAUGAACUCUCACUCAUUUUUUUUACAGGCUUACGAAAAGCGUUUUCCUACUUGCAAAAUGAUUCCAGUAUUUCUUGGCAGCGAUAUUUUGUCAGAGUAUAAGAGCGAAGACGGCGCGGUACACAACAUCGAAAGGAGAUGCAAACUCGAUGUAGAUGCUCCGUAUCUAUUAAAGAAAGUAAGUAUUGACCAGAAUUGUAGCUAAACAAGAAAGAUCUUUAACUUAAAGGAAAUACACCAGUGGGUUGUGUGAACGCAGUUCUCUUACGAAUGUAAAUUUGGCUAGUAACUUGCUUGAUUUCCUCGUGCAUAGAAAUUUGUUGUACAGUUGAUCAGUUGUUAUCAUGACGUGACUGUCGAAAACAUCAAAACAUGGUACUCGAUACUGAAUUAUCUAGGACUGUGAUACGGCUCGAUCGACAUCUUCAUGAUAUCGGAAGGAAGGGUGGUUCAGAAAUAAUUUUUUAAUCUUGGUGCAGGUUUAAAUUUUUCCAAAAUUUCAUUUUGCUGCAGAUUAUUGGCGUGGAGUAUGUGUAUUUCAAUCAAACGAACUGUCUCGACCGGCGCGAAAGGACUUUGACAAUCACUGCUUUCAACGAGAGCUUCUCGUCUCGUGUUUCUGUCACAGAACACUGCUUCUAUUCGGUAAGUUUAUUUGCUCCUUCGUCACCUGCCCGAAGGCGAAGAGGGCAAAUCGAGAAGUUUCUGUCCACAUAUUUUAAAUUAAAGUCUCAUUUUUUUUCUCCAAGUUUGAUAUUGUCUCAGCAACUAACACUAAAUUCACGUAACUUGCAAUUUACGUUUGUGAUAGUCUACUUUGAGAUUUUGCCAAUGACUUCAAAGUAAACACCGCAAGAUGAGUAUGAAAUAAACAGUGCCAAAGUCUUUUGGUAGUGCACGAACAUUUUAUAGAUUUAAGGAUAAACACUUGUCUCCUGUCCCACGGGAAAAUUUGCAUUACAAUCAGGUAAAACCACAAAUGACUAUUCCAAAGUUUUCACGGGCCGAUAUGAUGUUAUUAUACCUGCUUAUUUGGAUUGGAAGUAAUAAAUAAUUUAUUGAAUUAUGAUUAUCAGCUUUCUACCCAAAUAUUAUUAAUAACACUAGGAGCCUUGUGCAUACCCAGAAGAAAGUGAUGUAAUGUGUAGCAGGCUUGUAAGAAGAUUUGUUUGGGUCAUGUUUUGGCAUAAUUUAAAUUUAAAAAAGUUUAAAUUAUAAAUUUAAAUUUUUAGGAAUAAUCUGGGAACGGUGUUUUUCAUUUGUAUUGGCUGAUGUUUUAUAUUUUGAAGAGUAUUAUUAUUGAAUUGUUAUACUUAGGCAUGGAAAGAACUAGACAUAGCAUUUUCCAAUUGGCAAAAUUUCGUAUGAGUAUGAAAUCUGCAAGGUUACAUUCUCGGCAGGGAUUUUCUGUAAUGCGUAAUACUGUGUGUUGUUUUUGAGGUGUUUGUCUCAUUUUAUGCGGGCUAAAAACACAGAAUGAUAGAGCUGAAUAAUAUAUAUAUAUAUAUAUAUAUAUAUAUAUAUAUAUAUAUUUUGAAUAAAAGCUUUUUUAUGCUUAACUUUUAAUAUGCAAGAUGCUUUUGCUUAAAGUAGAACUUUGCCAAGUCAUCCCCUAUUUACAUUGAAGAUAUAGAAAAUUGACUCUAAAUGAUGCACAAGAAAAAUCUGUUUAAUUAUUUUGUACAGAGAGGAACAGUCUUACUCAGUGCUACAUUUAUGAGAUAAUAAUAGUAGGUCUGGAAUGAGUGAGUAUCUUUGUUCACCCCUCUAGCUGCACAUCUGCUUAUAAAUAAAUUGUGAGAAUUUGGUGUCAGAUCAAGAUCACAACUUUUACUGAUAAGUUUGAGAAUGAGCUCAGAAUUCUUGAUCUAGCAUCACUUGUGCUAUCUGUUAUGUCUUUGCAUAUAUGUAUCCUUUGUUAAUUCAUACCAUUGUUGGCUUUCUAGGUUCAUCCCGACAAUCCUGACUGGACUUGUUUUGAGCAGGAUGCCACUUUGGACAUCAAGUCAUUCUUUGGUUUUGAGGCAGCCAUUGAGAAGUUGGCCAUCAAGUUGUAUCUUCAGAACAUCAAGAAGGUGAUCUUGGGGUUCUUCAUAGUAAUCCUCUAUCUGUUUACUUCUUGGUGAUUUUGUUUUAUCAACUGAAAUGAUCAAGUUAAUUAGCCACUGUAAAGAGCUUCUAAAACUGAAUUAUGUUUUGAAUGUUGACCCCCUGUCAGAGUGAACAGUGAAGGGUUAAUGCUUGUAACACCAGCUUCAGAAACUCUAUACAGAGGCCAAUAUCAUGAUAAAUUCAAAUUAUCUUGUAAUUCCCCCCUUGCCCCAGCAAGGCAGUACCAUAGGUUACGUAGAAAUUUAUCUCCCCUGUAUCUCUUCUAAGCAGCUACCUAAUCCUCAUACUGUGGUGAAAAACUGUUAGCUUUAGAAACUCUCUACAGUGGCCAAUACCAUGAUAAGACCAAAUUUUCUUUAAUUCCCCCCUUUUCUCAGCAAGGCAGUACCUCAGUUUAUUUAGAAAAUUAUUGUUAUUUGAGUUUACAGGAGGUUGAGUUAAUGAACAUCACAUUUUGGGAACUUGUGCUGUAAGCACUUACCAUUCAUCGGCUUACUGAUUCCUUAUUUUAUGUUACGUAGUACUUUAGGGGUAGUUUAUGUUGUGAAAUUUAACAGUAGCUGCAGUUAACAAGCUGAAUUACCAUCUGUCUCUCGUUAGUUCACUUAAAUCACCACCUUCACAAGCUGCAAGGGUUUUACCAAGUGUUUAACACUAAUAUCAUGAAACUCGUUAGUCCCAGUAUCCACAGAUCCUUUUACCAGAAAAAAAAAUUAUUAUCAAAUGUUGUGUUUUAUGACAUCAGAAAUUCUUACGUUAUCAUUCAUCAGGGAAAAGAAGUGAUUCAGUACUACAUUGAUGAGUUGAUUAGUGAAGGGGUGACAUAUCUGGCUCCCUUUGAGAAUUCUCGUGGACGCCCGAGAACAAAGAGUGCAGAAGCUGUAAGUAGUGAAGACCAAACAGAGGAGGAUGGUAAUGCCCUUCCUAUUGCAAGCUCUGCAAUAGAAGCUUCUGAUGUGGUACCACUUGCCUCCAGACCAGGUGAGUGUAAAAUAUACUGAAAAACUACUUUAAAUCUGGAAAAAAUAAGAAAGAGUUGGAAACAUGGAAAACUGUGGUUAUAUGCCCAGUCCCCCCACUCUGUUAUAGCUCUCCAUUUUGCAGCUCAGUCAUUCAGAUCACCUAAUUAGAAGGUUGCCAAUGAAUUUAUCCUCAUGAUAGCACACAACUUCUGACUACUGAGAGAGUAAAGAGGGAUAGUUUUCUAAAGAACUGUUAGUGGUGCCUUGUCUGUGGAAGGUAUUACAAGAUUAUUUGCUUUUAUAAACUGAGGUGGUGACAUGAAUUGACCACUGUAAGGAGUUUUUAAAGCUGAUGUUUUGAGGGUUGGCUCUUUAUCAGGGUGAGAGAGUAUGUGGUUAGUUAACUAUAGCUGCUGUAGCUUUUCUUUCAAUAAUAGAAUGAAAACUAUGCAUUAAUGUAGAUUCAUGAACAUCCACUGGAUUAAAAAUAAAAUCAUACCUAAAAUUACAAUUACUAUGAAAUAGCUUUCAAUAAAAUCAAGAUAAGAUCAUAACUCAAGCUAAAGAAUGCCCCAAAUUUGGGUCAACCAGCUAAACACACAUACAAUGAUAAAAGGAUAGUAAUAACUUCUUUGCAACAUCAGUGUUAACUGGGGAUAUAUUUUGGCCGUCAUUGGUCUUUCAAGGCAAAUUGAGUUAUUUAGGGUAAUGUAACAUAUGAGUUUCAAAAACAACUCAAAGAUAUGAGUGGAAAAAAGUUAUUCUAAUCAAUGCAGUAUGUUAGACUUCAUUUAUCCCUUAAAAAUAUUAACAGGAUUGAUAUAAAUUUGACUCUUAAAUCAUUUACUGGAUACCAUUUUAACAACUGCAAGGAUAUUGUGAGGUAUUAUAAUGGAAAUGUUGUCGGGUUCAGUUGUACAUUGUUCAUCUUGGUUAUUUGAGUCAAUUCAUUGUUAUGAGUGGUGUCAAAGGGCAAGUAGCUUGAGCAAGAUUGUUUUUACUUAGAUACUGGUACAUUUGGCUUGUUGACAAGGUUGAGUUACAAGCUAUGAUAAUCUUAAAUUCUUGUUAAGAAAUCCCCCUGCUGUUUUUCCAAUUUUUUUGGUUCAAAUUUUUGUUACAUAUUUUCUGUUUAAAAUUUUUGUUUCAUAUUUUCUGAUUAUAUCAUAGUGACUAGUGGUUGGUUUUCAGAAAGUUUUUUUUCUUUUACGAGGCAGCUUUACUGUAGGAGAAGGCAUUUGUAUUUGCCAAAUCUUUUAAUUUGUAAUCAAGAAUCAGAGGGAGAACAAUGCAGGUGGUUGAUUUCAAUGGGUGCAGGAAGUGAGUUAAUGCUAUGUGACUUUCCUGUGCUACUCUUAGCCCAGUUUAUGCCUGCAUGGAAAGUGGUUUCCUGAACAAACAUACCUUUUGACCUUGUUUAACACGUAAUGAUGGCAUGCUUGGUAACAGGAAAAGACUUGUGCUUUGCUGCAACAAAUUUGAGAUACUCCUUACCUAUACAUUCAACUAUGUUUUGAUGAUAACGACAGUAACCAUGAAAGAAUAAAGGUACUAGAUAUGUUUUAAUUUACUAAAUGUAUAUUUUGUGGAAAGCUGUCCACCAACUGUAAAUCAUAUGUGAUUCUGUGAAUCACAUAUUAAUUUAACACUGAAAACAUGUAACCUUAAAUUUAUACCAUUAAUGAAUACCUUGUUUGUGGUGAUGAAGUAAGAAAUAUCAUAAAGCUUGUUAUACAUUGUUCGUUUACUACAUUUACAUUUAUUUCAAUAAUUUCUGGAGUGAUCAACAAUUUUUAGUUUUAUUUUGUUGUUGACAGAAGCACAGUUCAAAGUAGUUUCCCCUUCCAAUAAGGAUUAUUAAUGUUUAACUUUGCCAAGAGUAUCAUUUAAAUUUUUUCAACUAUCUCAUCUUUCAUAAAUUUGCAUGAAAGCAUAAGUUCAAAACUUUUAGGCUUUAUUUUUGUUGUAAAAUAAUUUACAUGUGAUUAAUAUAAUUCAUUUUUACAAGUUGAUUUUCAUAAUUUUUGCUUAAAGAAAUCUUAAUGCAAGAAAAAUACACUCUGUCUUGCAACAGACAAACUUAAACCAAAGAAAAAACAAUAAAUGAUAAAUUUACAAAAAGUCAGAAUGAAAUUGGAAAAGGCAUGUGAAAACAUGAGUAACAAAGUGGACCAGCAAUUAAAAAAAUAGGUAUACAGUCAUGUAGCAAUAGCAGAAGUAAAAGCCGUGUUUAUAUAGGUACGCAGCUAUUAAGCUCUAAAUUUAUAACUUAUAGGGAAAUUUAAAAUGACAAUUACAGAACAGUUUUUGUGUAAUAUUCUUGAACAUCUGGUUUUAUGGACAUGCUGUCUGAGUUUAAUUUGAAUUUCUGACGUCAAGGAUCCUAAUUUAGUCAACAAUAAAUACAAUUGAAAUCCAAUUGAAGUGGACACGAACAGGCCUGAAUCAUACAACACUUAAACAAAGGACAGCAUUGGAACAUGUUUGUGGCUCAUUUGCUUCAGUUGCUAUAUUUAAUUCCUUUUCCCAAAAGAGCAGUGAACAUAUGCUUUACAAAUGAAGUCACACCAGGCAACCCAGCAAGGUAUUUUACAGGAUUCUUACAAUUUCAUCCAGCAUUAAGUACGAGGUUUUGUCAAAAAUUUUCUGUCACCUUUUCCUAAACUAUAAUGUAUUUUGUUGCACAGCUAUGAAAUGUUCAGCUUAAGUAAAGGUGGCGUCAACAUUUUGUUUUACUGAAUACAGUGAACCAUUUUAGAAUGUGGUUUAGUUCUUCUUUGUCAUGAGAUAAUAAAUUCUAUUGACUUGUUUUAAAAUAUAUGGUAAGGUGAAAAAUGUUUUCUUCAUUUCAGACCAUUUUUAAGGCCCUUGAAAAAUUAACACAAUUAAUUUUUUUUGGCAAUAUGUUUCCAAAAUGUGCUUGAAUAUUUAUAUUUGUAGAACUAAAUUGCAUAUUAAUUGACUUUGUCAAGAACUAAUUCUGUCUAUAGAGUUACAAACUUGUAUGACUUGCAUCUUGUACUGAAUUAGUUCUAGAUGAGAAUGAAAGAAAGAAACUUUUCCACAGGAACUAGCUCUAGCAUCAGCUUAAACUCAAUAAAGAGCGGCUCAUGAUCUGAUAAUAACCUGCUUUGGUAGAAGACAAAUGUGUCUAAUGCUCAUAGAUAAGCUGUCCCUGCUUAGUAAAAUGAAAAGGACUUGAUCAUCAAUUAAUUAACUUUGUAUGCUGUUGUCCUGCAUUGUGCCUUGUGCAGCACUUGGCACAAAACAGAUAUAAGAUUGCAUUUGAUGAAAAUUAUGAUGAAUAAUGUGAACAUGAACCUAGGGUUAUUUCAUUGCAAGAAAAUAUUUUUUGGCAUUUUCAUUGCUAGAAAGCUAUUUAAAGUGAAAUUUUCGACUGAAUGUUCAAUUUUCAAUUCAUUUCACAAGAAAGCUGUUUUCUGUAGUGCAAGAAAAAGUAGUAGACAUUACCUGCAUGUUUAUGGAAGGUACUCCAUGGUUUUUGUCCCUUCACAAAUUUUGCCAAACUCACAAAAUCGUCAUUAAAAGCCAUUUCAGUCUGUGUUUUCUUAGCAGUUGCAUCUGUAGUGUUUUUCUAACUUACCAGAUUUCCUCUUAUUUGCUGCAGUUAAGUUGCAUUGAAUAUAUACUUGGCUGAAAAAACCUCAAAAUACUGAUCCAACAUUGCACUUGUUAAGUCUUUCUGAUUAAAUGAUAGAAGCAUUCAGAAGGGUUUAAGUGGAUUUGGAAAAUGACUGUUAGUAAAAAAAUUGUCGAUAAGAAUUUUUUUAAGUCAGCUUGUUUUGCAUUUUCAGACUACAAGCUUGAUGAUGACUACAUUCAGAGGUUCCUUGGAAAACUUAGUCCCAAGGAAGAGAACCAACUUAUUCAGGUAACUGGCCUUGUUUCAGGCAUGUAGAAUAAAAUGUUGUGGUCCUUGCAUCAUAACUUUUUGUACCACCAAAGCUUUGCUUCAAUCUAUUUUUUACCCAGCUUAUAGGUAUAUUGAGUAUACUUGUAAGAGAAACAGCUGUUGACUAGUCAGCACUAGGAUCAUGUAAUAGUCUUGUUGCAUCUGGUUGUGCUUCCUUUUUUUCUUUUAAAGUAAAAACAAAAAAACUCUUCUAAAUUACUGUGUUCUACUUGUUAUUUCUUUAUAGCUGCGCAAGAAACUCAGUGCUACACAUCAAGGAAAGGUACUUGAUUUUUUUAAAUUAACUUCCUCAGAGCUUUUUACAGGAGAGUCAGUGUAUUUAGAUGUUUCAGUUAUGCUAAUUUAUUGUUUUUCGUUGACAGAUGCCUAAUGAUGCUCAUCUUUUAAGAUUUCUCAGAGCACGAGACUUCAAUUUAGACAAGGUACUAAUGGAACAUUGUGUUCUUGCAGUUCGAUGCGCUUUUCUAUAAUAAUGUUGGUUGCAUGUAUGGCAUUGUUUUGAAACUUCCUUUUGUCCCAUUAAGGUGUAUGAGAUGCUGUGUGAGUCUCUGGCGUGGCGACGCCAUCACAAUAUAGACAACAUAAGGGAGAUAUGGCAGCCUCCUGAACCUCUCUUGAGCUACUACAGUGGAGGAUGGCAUAACAAAGAUAAAGGUGAGAACCUUGUUGUGACGAAAAAUUCCUUAGAUGAAAGAUUGAUGUGGUUAUUCAAAAUUCUCCCCAAAUUCCUUAGUUAGCAGUACUGACUUAACGCGAUUGUAUACCUUCAUAGCAAACUUGCAGCAACAGAAUUCGUAUGGCCAAUCAAAUGAUUUGUCAUGUUAAUCAAAAUAGAUAAGCAUAAGCCUGUCAGUGUUUUCCUUUUCAGGUAGUAACCAAUAACAUUUCCUGCCUGUAGUAUCUCUUAUUGCUACCUAAAAUCACUCGGAAUUCUUGAAAAUUUUACCCAUAAAAGGAUUGCUCUUACCUGCUGUGUGUAAAAUAAUAAAAUAAUAAGGGAGAAUUCUGACUUUUGGCUGAGAAAUUUUUUUGAGUGUCUUACAUGCAUUUCAGAGGGAAGGAGGAACUAGCUGAUUACUUGUUAACAAUAAUAAAUCCACAAGUACCAUGAUCAUUAAUUUCAAUUUUUUUUCACUUUUUGGCAUUAAUUUACCUGCUUCCAGCCCAGUAUUAGUAUGCCAAAAUAUUUGCAUGUUUAUUAUUACCAACAAAAGGCAUAAUGUUUCUGAUAUGUAGAAAACUCUCUAUUGAUUAAGCUCUGAAUACCAGGUACGGCUGUAUAAUGAAUUGAGGUACAUGAACACUGUAACUUAUAAAUGUUACUGGUAUUAAUAUUAUUGAACUGCAAGGUCUAUUGAUUCAGGACUAACAGAUUCAAUCAAUCACUAAAGUAUUAUUUUACAUUGACAGUACUUUGCAUUUGUCUUGUGCCAAUAGAUUUUUCUGGAGAUUUUAUUAUUUUUCCCUAUUUCUGAUUCAUAUAGAGGGGCGCCCAUUGUACAUACUCCGGCUAGGGUCCAUGGACGUGAAAGGUCUCCUUAAAGCUGUUGGUGAAGAUGGCUUUCUUAAACAUGUAAGUUUUUCAUAUCAUUUACUACAAAAUAACUUGAUAUGCCAUCCUUUCUACAAAGUCUUUGUGGGGACUUGUGAUCACAGCCAUAUCUGCCCAGGGUUAAUUAACACUCAAAGCAAACAGUUAUGAAUAAAGGGGGUAAGUUUCUAAAAAGGAAACUGUGGUGCUGCAUCAGUGGGGGAGUAUUAAAAAAUAAUUUAGUUUUAUCAGCUGAGUUGAUAAUGUAAAUUGGUCACUGUAAAGAGUUUCAAAGGUGAUGUUUCCAGCAUAAGCCCUUUGACAGAGCAAAUGACAAAAGGCAAAUGCUCAUAACAUCAGCUUUGAAACUCUUUAUGGUAACCAAUUUACAUUAUCAACUUAGCUGAUUAAACCAAACAAUUUAAUUUCAUGAUCAUACAUUUUAAAACUUUCUUGUGUUUGGGUUUUGGAACAAAAACAUGUGCAAAGCUUCAAAUUCUUAUGAUUCAAUAAAUGAUUGAGGAACUGACUAUUAAUUUUACAAAUGUCUUUUAAUUUUUAACAAGGUUGUCUCAAUUAAUGAAGAAGGACUAAGAAUGACUGAAGAACUGACAAAACAAACAGGGCAUCCAAUCAGGUAAUACAGGGCAGAAUUCAUCAGACUCAAGCUUAUAGAAUUGGUAUAUACUAGAUUUCUGUCUGUUUGUCAGUGGCUGUUUGCAUUCUCCGCUCCUUGUGGGUGUUAUCUCCCUCUCCUCAUGAACAAUUAAUUUUUUUCUCAAAUCUAUGCCCCUUUGUUGUUUUUAUGCAGAUAUUCUUCUGGUCUGAGUGUUAUGGAAUACUUUCUUAUUUAAAAUGGCUAGUUCACGUCUUGCAUGUGGGGGUUUUGAUUGAAAUUCCAUAGGGUUUGUUGUCCUCUGGGGGAUCAUUUCUACAUAUAGGUUGAGUUGGCUUAAGGAAGAUUAUUUAGCUGCUGUUUUGUAUCACAGUGAUUUCAUACAAAAUAGACAUAUUUGUUGAUUAAUGUUUGUUUUGUUACAGCUCAUGGACGUGUGUUUGUGAUUUGGAAGGCUUAAGCAUGAGGCAUCUUUGGAGACCUGGUGAGUUGACAGUUCUUUGAUUAGUUUUAACAAAUACACAGGUGAUGGAUUUAAUGUUAUAAUGUCACCAGAACUACUUCCUUUAUUUUUGUUGACUUCUUGCCAAAGGUAAUCAGGUGAAAAUACUUAAAAAGUUUUUAAGAGUAAUUAUCUAGAGCUUUGGAUUCUGAUUAGAAGACAAAUGUUAGGGCUUGAUGCAUUUAUGUUACGCAUAGGUUAUAACUUUAACUACAGUGAUAAGUAGUUAGAUAUUUUUUAGGUUAGGAAGUUACAAAAUUCUCCCUCUUACAUGACCCUAUUUAAACAACCUCUUUAGCUCAGUGUAAAACUGUUUGGCAACUUAUUGAUCAAGAAAUUAUUUCUCUUAUUAGGGAUCAAAGCCUUAUUGAAGGUGAUUGAGGUUGUUGAAUGUAACUACCCUGAGACAAUGGGUAGACUGCUGAUUGUACGUGCACCCAGGAUAUUUGGUGUUUUGUGGACACUGGUCAGUCCUUUCAUUGAUGAAAACACAAGGAACAAGUUCCUCAUUUAUGGAGGAAAUGACUACCAGGUAAUGAUAGUAAGCAAUUUAUUUUCUUGUCUUUUUAUGCCCUUGAGAGUAAUCCUGAAAAGGACUGUUCUCAUGAUGAUGAUGACUGAUGUUAGUUUUUGAAAAAACCCAUUUGUUACCACUAUGAACUUGGAUGACUCUGAGGAACUCUGUUUCUUUCCCUGGAACAUCAGUUUAAGUAAGCUGCAUAAUUAACAUGACCUAAAAUUUUUAAGGGAAUUAAAGGAACCUUAACACUUUACACCCUCACAUCAGUAUGUAAGUUCUCCAUACUGUUCUUUAUACAUUUCCUAUGGUGCUUGCAAGGAGAACUUGUUUAACAAUCAAGAGCUUCUUGAGUUUCUGAUGAUUUCCCUUAUUCUCAUGAACUUAAUGUUUGAUUUAGGGGUGAUACUGUCGGGAGAAAUUUGAUGCCUAUCACUCUAAGGUAGUAAAGGGUUGAGUUAUUUUAAAAAAUCAGCAUACAAUGAACUCUAAUACAUGAUUUUUAAAACAUAGUACUCUUCCAUCUCUCUCUGUAACAUUUUUGUUAACUUCUUUUUGUCGUUAUCAAUGUUUUCAUCUAUUCUUUUUAUUUUAGGGCCCUGGUGGUUUGACUGACUACAUUGCAGCAGAAUACAUCCCAGACUUUCUUGGUGGACCUUAUGAGGUUAGAAAUAUUAGAAAGGGAACAAUGAAACAGGGUUGUCAUUUGAUAUUCUGCGAGCAGUCAUCGUAGAGCUGAUUUACGUCAGCAUUACUCAGAUUAAAGAUUCUUCUGUAGCUAAUUUUUUGCUCGGCUAGAACAAAAGGUUUUUCUCUGGGCAGUUCUAAUGUUCCUUGAUAUUUUCCUUUUGCUUCUAUUCAAUGAGUAAACUGGUGUCCUUUCAUAUCUUAGUGACUUCCUUUUCUAUGAAGGUUAAAAAAAAGUGCUAUCAACUCUCAAUUCCCUGAGAAUUACCUAACUUUUAAUAAGAAGUUAUUAAGGUGUAAUUUUAAAAGAUGUUCCUUUAUUUUCCUUUAAAGUGCCAAAUUAAGGAGGGGGGACUUGUCCCAAAGACUCUAUACAGAUCUCUGGAGUUCAGUGAAGGAGAGGAAUCUUGGAGCAGUGAAAUCUACCAAACAACACAUGUUAGCAAGGGCUCACCUCAUGAAGUAAGGGAUGGAAUGUCAGAAAAAAACUGUAUUAAUUAAAUAAUGGGCCUCAGCCUCCCAUAUAUUUCUACACUCCAGCAAAUUCAAGAUCAUUUGAGAGAUGAAAGAAUUGGAGAGAUGAUGAUGAUGAUGAUGAUGAUGAUGAUUGUCAUCUUUUAUUAGCCUCUUUUGGAAGCUGGCCACUGGUGACUUGUCUUCUUAGGACUUCCCAGGAAAUGAUUUCCUUUUCCUUCUCAUUUGAAACAUCCUUUCAAACACCAGAUCAUAAUUGAAGAUAAUUUGAAAUCUUCAGUGAUUAUAAUAGCAUAUGUUAAACAUUACACUUGCAGACAGUGGCUUUUAGAUUCCACAAAAUGCAAUCAACUCAAUCUGCGGAACCUGUAAAUACCAAAAUUACUGCUAGUAAACUUAACAACUUCACCUGCUGCCCAACAGGUCCUGGUAACAAUCAAAGAAUCUCAGGCAGUGAUCACGUGGGAUUUUGAUGUCAUGAAAGGAGAUGUCCAGUUUACUGUGUUUCGUCACAAGCGGCCUCGGGAGGCGGUCAGUACCACAAGCUUAUCAAGUUUUGGAAGUGAUGCAUCUCUUAACCAGUCUGGUGUGAUUGCUGGUGUAGAUGCAGUGGUAGUUGAAAAGCCAAGGCAUUGUUAUGAUGGUGAAUCUAUACAGGUAUGUAUCUUGCAAGGCUCAAGGGUUAACCUUCUUCAAAAUUGUAAAGGGGUAAGUUUCUAAAAGACCAGUGGUGCUGUGACAGGGGGGGGGGGAGGGUAUUACAAGAUGACUGAGUUGAUAAUGUUAUUGUAAACUGGCCAUUGUAGGAGUCCCUGAUAUGGACUUUUCAAGUGUUAGCCCUUUGUCAUUUGCCCUGAUAAACUUGCAAACUAUCAGGGAAACCUGAACAAAAACUUUAGUGAACCCUGCGAUAGCUUACAUCAUAGCCCUGGGGGAGAAGCACUACCCAUUGUUGCUUAGUUCAACUUCAGUUUUUGAUGAGUUCCCAAUGGAUAGGCGCUCUAGCUUGUAAGAUGGUUUUGUUGUUUACCAACUAACAUCUUUGUGUUUCUUUCUAUAAGGGAACCCAUGUUUGUUCCAUUCCUGGAGUGUAUGUUCUUCAGUGGAAGUACAAAUCUGGAGCACCAACAGGCCAGGCUCAUGGGCGUCAUACCAGAGCUAAAGUCAUGUACUAUCAUGAAGUUCUUCCCUCUCGAGAUUUUAGGUAGUGUGCUCUGAGGACUGAAUUUUUCACUGUGAUUAAAAAAAAAAAAAAAAAAAAACCCGCAACUGUCCAGUACAGUUCCUAUAGACAUGCAUUCUUGUAAAACUCUGGAAAAAAGAUCAAGUCUUGUGCAAGCAGUCAGGAUGCUGAAGUCUAUGGCCAUUAAUAUUUUAUUUGCAACCAUUCUGCUUAGGCCUUGAGAAUUGAUUCUCAAAAAUUUCGUUGAUUACACUGCAAGCAUAGAAAGUCUUUGUUUCAACACAAAAAUGUGUACAAACAUGGUAAAGAAACUCCUUUUUAAACUCCUCUUCACUUCUGCCUGGGUAGUGUUCAUGAUGGCAAGGAUUGCUUCCAUAUUCAUUUCUUAAACAGCAGUUCAUUUAAAAUGAUAUUCAUACAUUCACAUUCAUUUAAACUCCUUUUGUUAAAUUAUCAAUUCAGUAUACAUUGGUAUAUGAAUUGUAUGAAGUGCACAAUAGGUGAACUGAAAAAUCCCAUUCAUAAUUAUUCAUGAUAGAAAAUUUGUUGAAACUAUUUUCUAGUAGAGAGGGGAUAUAUUUAACAUGAUUUGUGUGACUAUGGUGACAGCGUUUUAUUGUAACAUUCUGUGUCUUCUUUAAACUUAUUUGCUGUUUCAUAAUUUUCAUUCUCAGGGGAUCAUUAUCAAGUCUGGAGUCUUGCCACAGUGGUUUCUCUCAGCUUAGCAUUUCAACUUCAACAAGUCACUCUUCAGGUGUAAGCACUGCUUCACACCCAUCCAGAUAG
Molecule: messenger RNA, 13767 nt
Organism: Pocillopora meandrina
Lineage: Eukaryota; Metazoa; Cnidaria; Anthozoa; Scleractinia; Pocilloporidae
Source: the annotation of a GenBank genome assembly